Messenger RNA from Anguilla anguilla (European eel), 6770 nucleotides. RefSeq names its product dedicator of cytokinesis 5 (gene dock5). The coding region runs from base 116 to 5659 and encodes 1847 amino acids. Gene Ontology annotation, molecular function: small GTPase binding; guanyl-nucleotide exchange factor activity. The transcript has 51 exons. The record is from RefSeq and is a predicted model, not a curated record. NCBI's taxonomy places the organism in Eukaryota, Metazoa, Chordata, Actinopteri, Anguilliformes, Anguillidae. Gene Ontology annotation, biological process: cell migration; small GTPase-mediated signal transduction. Gene Ontology annotation, cellular component: plasma membrane; cytoplasm.
CUUCUGUUAGUCAUCAUGGCGGAACUGUAAUGUCCAGGACGAGAAAACUGUACCACCCGCCCCUGGAGUUCAUUUAUUUAUUUAUUUAUUUAUUUUUAUCACAAACCUCUCUACAAUGACCAGGUGGAUUCCAACUAAAAAAGAGAAAUAUGGAGUGGCGGUAUAUAAUUAUGAUGCCAGAGGACAGCAAGAGCUGUGUCUGCAGGUGGGGGACACGGUGCACAUACUGGAGACGUUUGAGGGGUGGUACAGAGGAUACACGUUACGGAACAAAUCACAAAAGGGAAUUUUCCCGGCUUCCUACAUCCACCUGAAAGAGGCUAAAGUCGAAGGGACAGGCCAGCAGGAGAUUGUUAUCCCAGCGGAUCUUCCCCUGGUAAUGGAACUGGGCGCCACCCUCAGGGAAUGGGCACAGAUAUGGCACAAGCUGUAUGUGAGCAACAAGACCACCCUGUUCCGGAGCGUUCAGCAGAUGGCUUACAGCCUGAUAGAGUAUCGAUCACAGAUAGUGUCCGGGACGCUGCCAAAAGAUGACCUGGUGGAGCUCAGGAAGAAAGUCACGGCUAAAAUUGAUUAUGGAAACCGGAUCCUGGGUCUGGACCUGGUGGUGCGGGAUGAAGCGGGGAACACGCUGGAUCCGGAUUUCACCAGCACCGUCAGUCUGUACCGCGCUCACGAGACGGCGUCCCGCAGCGUCGACGAGAGGAUACAGGAGGAGAAGACCCGGCUCCAGAACUUGGAGAUGAGGCGACAGUCCCUCUUCAGCACGGUCCACACCUACAGCCUCUUCAUGAACCUGAAGAACUUUGUGUGCAACAUCGGAGAGGACGCCGAGCUGCUCAUGUCCCUCUAUGACCCCGACCAGUCAGAUUUCAUCAGUGAGAACUUCCUGGUACGAUGGGGCAGCACGGGCAUGCCCAAGGAAAUCGAGAAGCUGAACAACCUGCCGGCUCUCUUCACGGACCUGAGCAGCAGCGAUCUGAUCAGGCCGCGGGUGUUCCUGGUGUGUCAGAUAAUCCGGGUGGGGUGCAUGGAGCUGAAGGAGGGCAAGAAGCACACGGGCGGUUUGAGGAGACCCUUCGGAGUGGCGGUAAUGGAUAUCACAGACAUCGCGCACGGGAAAUCGGACGACGAGGACAAGCAGCACUUCAUCCCCUUUCAGCAGGUCAUCGGGGAGAACGAGCCACUCACCGCCGUCUUCAACAAGGUCAUCGCCACCCGUGAGGUCAACCACAAGGGUCAAGGACUGUUCGUGACCCUGAAGCUGCUCCCGGGGGAUCUGGCCCAGGUCCAGAAGGACUACCCGCACUUUGUGGACCGAAGCACGCCCAUCGUCAGGAAAAUGGGAUUCCCCGAGAUCAUCCUCCCAGGAAACGUGAGGAACGACAUAUAUGUGACGCUGCUGCAGGGAGAAUUCGAUCGAGGGAAAAAGAAGACGCCCAAAAAUGUGGAGGUGAUGAUGAGUGUGCUGGAUGAUGAAGGCACACCAAUGGAGAAAGCAAUAUUCCCUGGAGCUGGCAAUGACGGAAUCACGGAGUAUAAGUCCGUCAUCUACUACCAGGUCAAACAGCCCUGCUGGAAUGAAACGGUCAAGGUGGCCAUUCCCAUCGAAGACGUGGGCCGCUGCCACCUCAGGUUGAUGUUUCGCCACAGGUCUUCCCAGGACUCCAGGGACAAAUCGGAGAAGCCCUUCGGCAUGGCGUUCGUGCGCCUGAUGAAGUCCGACGGGACCACGCUGCGGGACGGGAAGCACGACCUGAUCGUCUACAAGGUCGACGUGAAGAAGACGGAGGACGCUAAAACCUAUCUGACCUUGCCUGGGUCAUGGGCAGAGGUGGAGGAGAAGGAGAAGCAGACGGGGAAGGCUUUCCACCAUUCGGGCGUGAUCCCCGUAACCAAAGACAGCUUUCAGAUCGCCACUCUCACCUGCUCCACAAAGCUCACUCAGAACGUCGAUCUGCUGGGCCUACUGAACUGGAGAUCCAACCCCGGCGAGCUGGACCAGAACCUGCAGCGACUAAUGGAGGUGGAGGGAGGGGAGAUUGUGAAGUUCCUUCAGGACACCCUCGAUGCCCUCUUCAACAUCAUGAUGGAGACCUCUGAAAAGGACACCUAUGACACCCUGGUCUUCAAUGCCCUGGUGUUCAUCAUCUCGCUGAUCGGCGACAUCAAGUUUCAGCACUUCAACCCAGUCCUGGAGACGUACAUCUACAAGCACUUCAGUGCCACGCUGGCGUACACGAAGUUGACCAAGGUGCUGAAUUAUUAUGUGGGACACGCUGAAGACUCCGCCCUGACAGAGAGGCUGUAUUCUGCCCUCAAAGCCCUCAAGUACCUCUUCAGGUUCAUAGUCCAGUCCCGGGUUCUGUAUCUGAGAUUCUAUGGAAACAGCGAGGAUGGCGAUGCAUUCUUUAACUCCAUAAGGACGCUCUUCCUGUCCUUCAACACUUUGAUGGACAGGCCGCUGGACGAAGGGGUCAAGAUUAAAGGAGCAAUUUUGAAAUACCUCCCCACCAUCAUCAAUGAUAUCCAGCAUGUCUUUGAUCCCGUGGAGCUCAGUGUUCUUUUAACUAAGUUCAUUGAGAGUAUCCCUGACUCUCAGCUUGUGAGACAGAAGCUGGGCUGCAUGUGCAAGAUGGUGGAGAGUGACCUUUUCAAGCAGCCAGACUGUCGUGAUGUCCUUCUACCCCUGCUGACUGACCAGCUGAGUGGUCAACUGGAUGACCACUCCAACAAGCCUGAUUAUGAAGCCUGUGUCCAGCUGCUCAGCACUCUUCUGGACAACCUGGAUCGAAAGGAUGUGGGCCCCACCAGAGGACACGUGCAGAUGAUCAUCGAACGUCUCCUUCGCCGGGUCAACCGGACGGUCAUCAGCAUGAGCCGGAGCUCCCCUCUCAUUGGUCACUAUCUGGCCUGCAUGACAGCCAUUCUGAAACAGAUGGACAACGCGCACUACACUCACUAUAUCAGCACCUUCAAAACCAGACAGGACAUCAUUGACUUCCUGAUGGAGACAUUCAUCAUGUUUAAGGACCUGAUGGGGAACAUUUUUCCCUCUGAUUGGAUGAUCAUGAACCUCCUGCAGAUGCAGGUGUUCCUGCGGGCCAUCAACCAGUACUCCGAUGUUCUCAACAAAUACUUCCUGGACCAGGCACAUUUUCAGCUGCAGUUGUGGAACAACUACUUCCACCUUACUGUGGCGUUCCUAACCCACAAGUUAUUGCAGCUGGAAUCGUUCUCCCAAGAGAAACGCAACAAGAUCAUCAACAAAUACGGAGACAUGAGAAAGGCCAUUGGCUUUAAGAUCCGGGACAUGUGGUACAACCUUGGGCCUCAUAAGAUGAAGUUCAUCCCCUCCAUGGUGGGGCCCAUUCUGCAGGCCACCCUGGUCCCCGAGCCGGACCUGAGGAAAGCCAUAAUCCCCAUCUUCUUUGACAUGAUGCAGUGCGAGCACAACUUCAGCCCCGACCACACCUUCCAGAUGUUUGAAAAUGAACUGAUUACCAAGCUGGAUCAGGAGGUGGAGGGAGGCCGGGGAGACGAGCAGUACAAGAUCCUGCUGGAGAAAACGUUGCUGGAGCACUGCAGAAGGCACCGGUACCUGGUCCAUUCUGGGGAGUCCCUGGCCUUGCUGCUCAGCAGCCUGCUGGAGAACCUGCUGGCCUAUCGCACCAUCACCCUCGACGAGAGCCCGGAGCACCGCAUGAGCUGCACCGUCAACGUGCUGAACUUUUACAAGGAAAAGAAAAGGGAGGACAUCUACAUUCGGUACCUGUACAAGCUACGGGAUUUGCACCUGGACUGUGAAAACUACACGGAGGCAGCCUACACGCUGCUGCUGCACGCUGAGCUGCUGGAGUGGUCGGACAAGCCUUGCGCGCCCCACCUCAUCCCCCGCGACGGCUCGCACAUCUGGACGCAGCAGGAGCUGAAAAUGAGGCUCUUCCAGGAGAUCAUGUGCUACCUGGACAAGGGCAAGAUGUGGGAGAAAGCCAUCGAGAUGAGCAAGCAGCUGGCGAAGAUGCACGAAAACCAGAUGUUCGACUUUAUGGAGCUCAGCCAGCUACUGAAACAGCAGGCCGAGUUUUAUGAGAACAUCAUGCACGCCAUGCGACCCCAGCCUGAGUACUUUGCGGUCGGGUACUACGGCCAUGGAUUUCCCUCCUUCCUCAGGAACAAAGUGUUCAUUUACCGCGGCAAAGAGUACGAGUGGCUGGAGGACUUCAGCCUGAAGCUGCUCUCUCAGUUCCCGAUGGCGGUUAGAAUGACCAGCACAGCGCCCCCUGGGGACGACAUCUUGAACUCCCAGGGACAGCAUAUCCAGUGCUUCACUGUCAAACCGGUCCUCACUUUACCAAAAAAGUUCAAGGACAAGGGAGUCCCAGAGCAAAUUCUGAAUUACUACAGAACUAAUGAGGUGGAUCAGUUCCAGUACUCCAGACCCUUCCGGAAAGGAGAAAAGGACCCAGAUAAUGAGUUUGCUACCAUGUGGAUCGAGAGAACCACCUACACGACGGCCUACCGCUUCCCCGGGAUCCUCAAGUGGUUCGAAGUGAAGUUCAGCUCCGUUGAGGAGAUCAGCCCCCUGGCGAACGCCGUGGAGACCAUGGAGAUGGCCAAUGAGAAGCUGAGCAACCUGGUGCAGCAGCAGGCCUGCGACCGGUCUCUGCCUGUCCACCCCCUCUCGAUGAUGCUCAACGGCAUCGUCGACCCUGCCGUCAUGGGAGGCUUCUCCAACUACGAGAAGGCAUUCUUCACAGACACCUACAUACAACAACACCCGGAAGAUUCAGGGCGCAUUGAGGUCCUCAAGCAUCUCAUUGCCCUGCAGAUCCCCCUCCUGGCCGACGGGAUACAGAUCCACGGCGAGAAGUCGACCGAACAGCUGAAGCCCCUGCACAACCGCCUGGUCACCUGCUUUCAGGACCUGAAGGAGAAGGUGGAGAAGCAUUAUGGAGUCAUCACUCUGCCCUGUUCCCUGACGGAGAGGAAGAAGAGUCGUGUCGGCUCGGUGGUGAUGCCCUACAUCCUCUCCUCCACCCUGCGGCGCAUGUCCACCGUCUCCCUCCUCUCCACCGCCUCCUCCAGCCUCUCCAGCGGCUCGGGCUCUUCAGAGGGCGCCCCCUCCCGGCCCUGCUCCCAGGAUUCCCUUUUGUCCCGAGUCAGUGACCGCCGGGCCUCGGUCCUGUCCCGCUCCGAAGAGGACAACCGGAUUGGCCGCAAGAACCGAAAGGAAUGGAGCGUGAGCAAGUCUCAAGUUCUGGUGGAGAGGCCGCUGGACACAGACGAGACUCCACCAGAGAAGCAGCAGAGACCAAAGAGCCUGCAGUUUGGGGACAGGCGUCUCACCCUGUCCCUCUUCCAGGGUGCGUCCUCUCAGCUCAGCUUGUCCAACCCUCUCAGCCCUCUGCCCGCCUCCCCAAACACUCCUCGAAGCUCCAGCUAUACAUCUCUUCCAAGUGACAACGACGUGACUACUGACCCCCCAGGGCCCCCCCCGCCCAUGCCGCCGAAGAAGCACCCCCACGACGGCGACAGCCCCAGGAACUCUGUGGCGUUCGUGCCCCCACUGCCAAUGAAAGUGGACAGCAGGCCGCCCCCACCCCCUCCCAAAACCCGCAAAUCAAUGUUCCCUUCAUAUGAUCACAGCGCUCAGUGAGAGAACCACCCCAACACCACAGCUCUCCCCCCUGAACCCCACUCUGAGUAUGAUAAGAAUAGAGAGGUGGGUGCUUUGGGUCAGUUUGAAUGAUGGUGAGUGAUUUUUUUCUGAAUUUGAGAGGACAGUUAUGCGUGUUCGCUGUCAAAAGUGACAGAUUUUUGGCGUUGCAUUCCGAUCUAGCCAUUUUUUUUAAAGCUUGUGUAGAAAAUAAAAUGCUAGCGCAUUUAAACUGAUGAUUUAAAUAUAUUGUAUAUAUUGUUGUAUAAAUUGUGUGUAUUACUACUGGGAAAGGGUACGACCAAAGGUUUCCUUUGCGGUUUUUUAGUGUGUGUUGAAAUUUGAUGAAACUGUCAUUGAGUCAGUAGUUUCGCUGUGUGUUUGGGGCAUUCUGUGUUAAAACAACAGGUGUUCAAAUACUGAAUUAGCACAUUUUCCAUCAGUGUUGUUUGUGCUGUAUAGAAGACUGUAAUUAUACAACAGAGGUGUUGAAUAUUUGUUUUGUAAUGAACAUCUCCACAGUUCACGGAGCUCUUGCAAUAUAAAUCGUAUCACAAUCGCAGUAUAUUGAAACAAGUUUACUGAAACAAAUUUUUAACUAAAGAACUCUUUUGAUGUCAUUCAUGAAGUUCAUAAAUCCAGUAAUAUUUGUCUAGUGAUACAAUUUCAUAUUGUUCUGUAUGUGCUUGUCCAGUGUACAUUUCAGACAAAUACGUAUGCAGCCCCAGACAUACUGGUUUAGAGCUGUAUGCGUAUUUAUUCAAAAUAGCAUAUUGUUCUCUCUUGAAAUGACUUGAUAUCAUCAAAAAGUUUCAUUUUCAGCUCCAAAAACAUUAACUAUGCAUUAUGUGAGGGUAAUGAAUGCACACUCAAGAUUUCAGUGCUGCUUUAAUUACCUCAUCAAUUAAAUCAGCUUAUUGAGACAUGCACUGGAUGGCUAUAAUGUAAAUGUGAUUUUUAUUUUUUUGGUUUGUUUCUAAUGAACAAAUGACUGUAUCUUUAGCAAUUUCCUGCUUCUUUUGGAGGAAAUGAGCUCCCCGUUUAUUGUUUAUUUGUGACAGAGUAAGGUACACCGCACGGAACAGUGGCUCACGCUUGUGUUUUUCAAAAA